AUGGCGGUGGGCCUGCAGGUUGUGGGUCUGCUUCUGGGCCUGGUGUCCUGGUGUCUGCAGUCCAGCUGCACCUCCUCUCAGGUGUGGAAGGUGAGGAGUCAGCAGGAGUCGGUGAGCAGCAGCCAGUGGCAGUUUGAGGGUCUGUGGAUGAGCUGCGUCGCCACGGCGCUGGGCUCCCUCCAGUGCAGCCGUUUCAGGACGGUGCUCGGCCUGCCGGCUCACCUGCAGGCCUGCAGGGCUUUGAUGAUCUUGUCCCUGCUCGUCGGUCUGGCCUCCAUCAUCGUCUCCAUUCUGGGACUCAAGUGCACCAGGAUUGGCAGGGCCUCGGAGCACCUCAAAGACCAGAUCGCCCUGAGCGGAGGAGUCCUGUUCAUCCUGUCUGGUGUCUUCACUCUGACCGCAGUGUCCUGGUUCGCUGCCAGAGUGAUCCAGGACUUCUACGACCCUCUUUACGGAGGAGUCCGGUUCGAGCUGGGUACUGGUCUGUAUCUGGGCUGGGCCGCCUCCUUUCUGGCCGUACUGGGAGGCUCUUUGCUGUGCUGCUCCUGCAGGAAGUCGCCCUCCGCCCCGCCUGCACGGCAGUUUUCAUACAACUUCUCCUCCACGAGUGAAGGACAGAAGAUCUACAGAGCGGCUCCGGCCUCAGACAGCAGCUGCAGAGCUUACGUCUGA
This is a messenger RNA of Cyclopterus lumpus (lumpfish), 672 nucleotides long. RefSeq names its product claudin-1-like. Gene Ontology annotation, cellular component: bicellular tight junction; plasma membrane. Bases 1 to 672 code for a protein of 223 amino acids. NCBI's taxonomy places the organism in Eukaryota, Metazoa, Chordata, Actinopteri, Perciformes, Cyclopteridae. Gene Ontology annotation, biological process: cell adhesion; bicellular tight junction assembly. Gene Ontology annotation, molecular function: structural molecule activity. The transcript is spliced from 5 exons. The record is from RefSeq and is a predicted model, not a curated record.